This is a messenger RNA of Zymoseptoria tritici IPO323, 573 nucleotides long. RefSeq lists its product as uncharacterized. The transcript has a single exon. The record is from RefSeq and is a predicted model, not a curated record. The coding region runs from base 1 to 573 and encodes 190 amino acids. Lineage: Eukaryota; Fungi; Ascomycota; Dothideomycetes; Mycosphaerellales; Mycosphaerellaceae.
AUGGCAUCCCAGCCUCCGAAUGAGCGUCCGGAACAGCGAAUCACCCAUCACACUCUUACCUCCACCUCCGGCGACUCCACCGUCUUGUCUCAACUCGUCGAUCUCUCUAACGCCAUCUUCGACGAGUCCUCUACACCGGCCUUCGAGGCAGCCACCAAAAUCACAAAUGACCUCUCAACUUGGCAAACCAAGUUCUCAAGUCCGGGCGCCGUAAUUCUUUACGCCACCAUCCCGUCUUCUGAUGACUCGUCCUCGCAGCCGCGACCAGCAGCAUACCUCUUCGCCGUCCCACGCGCACAUCCUGAACUGCCGUACACGACAAUGCACAUUUCCCUGGCAGGUGUAUCACCUUUGCUGCGAGGUACGGGUGUGUGGAAGGUUCUGGUCGAUCGACUUAUCGAACAAAUGCGGAGUCGGGAAUGGAAGACCAGGGAAUGUGAGCCGGGAGUGUUGACGAUCUGUACAUUCCCGAGUAGGUUUGUGAGGAUGUUUGAAGUGUUGGGGAAGAACGGAUGGGAGGUUGUAGGAUGGAGAAUGGAGGGACAGCAAGUUUUGAUGAAGUUGGUGGUUUGA